Messenger RNA from Vicia faba (fava bean), 1038 nucleotides. The record is from the annotation of a GenBank genome assembly. NCBI's taxonomy places the organism in Eukaryota, Viridiplantae, Streptophyta, Magnoliopsida, Fabales, Fabaceae.
AUGUUGAGCGAAGGAGCAAGUGUAACAGCAGUAAUGGUUACAGUUCAAUUCCUGGAAAUGGGUGGUAACACUCUUAUCAAAGCAGCAACCAAUGAUGGAAUGAGUAUUUAUAUUUUCACUGUUUAUUCAAAUCUUUUUGCUCUAUGUGUCCUUCUACCAACCACUCUUUUCUACCAUAGAAAAAGAACUCCUCCUCCAAUUUCUACAUCAAUUUUCUACAGAUUGUUUCUUCUUAGUUGCCUAAGUACUUCAUCGCAGAUUAUGAUGAAUACUGGAAUUAGAUGCAGCUCUCCCACGUUGGCCUCUGCUAUGAUUGACCUUGUCCCAGCUUUUACCUUCAUACUUGCUGUUAUUUCAAGGAUAGAAAAUCUAAAUUUGAAACAACAUAGCAGUCAGGCUAAAAUUAUUGGUACAGUGGUAUCCAUAGCAGGGGCAUUAGUUGUGACAUUAUAUAAAGGGAUACCAUUGAUUAGUGGUGUUUUUCAAAAUAUAAAAAUGGGAGCAAGUGGUAUGUACCUCACAGGGAAUUCAAAUUGGAUACUUGGUGCUUUUCUUCUGGCAACUGCUAGCUUUUUCCUUUCUGUUUUAUUUAUCACCCAGACUUGGAUUAUUAGAGAUUAUCCUGAAGAGUUAGUGGUAACAACCAUUUGUUGCAGUUUGGUGGUAAUUCUAUCUGCAAUUGUAGCUCUCACUGUAGAAGGGUAUUCUAAAAUUUGGAUAUUGAGAUGUAAUAAAGAGUUGGUGUCUAUAUGUUAUUCAGCAAUUUUUACUGUAUCAAUGAGGAGUGUUGUGUAUGCAUGGGCAUUCCGAAAGAAAGGACCAAUAUAUGUAGCUAUGUUUAAUCCUUUGGGAAUGAUCAUUGCACUUGCCAUGGGGGUAAUAAUUUUGGGAGACAAUCUUUAUCUUGGAAGCAUGAUUGGAGCUAUUAUAAUAGCGAUUGGAUUUUAUGCUGUGAUGUGGGCACAAGCUCAAGAGGAAUACAAAACAAGCCAAAAUAAUAUUUCCAAAUCUUCUUUGGUCCCUCUUUUAUUCGAUUGA